This is a messenger RNA of Aspergillus saccharolyticus JOP 1030-1, 1979 nucleotides long. RefSeq lists its product as uncharacterized. Gene Ontology annotation, molecular function: protein kinase activity; ATP binding. Lineage: Eukaryota; Fungi; Ascomycota; Eurotiomycetes; Eurotiales; Aspergillaceae. Gene Ontology annotation, biological process: protein phosphorylation. The record is from RefSeq and is a predicted model, not a curated record. Bases 54 to 1706 code for a protein of 550 amino acids. The transcript has 3 exons.
GCAACUUGUUGAACAAUGCUCUGAGUUCCAAGACCUUUAUCACGAUUACGAUCAUGGAAACUGUCUCUUUUGCCUUUGCCGUGGUGGGAGUGACUGAGUCCAUUCACAAAUUCGGCAAAGCCUUGGUCAAUCUCUGUCGCGAGUACAAGAACCUCGAGGCCGAGUUGGACGAGAUUCUCCUCACCGUCCAAGGCCUCUGGGUCAAGACAGAAGUCCAGGUUCAAUCUCUGGAGAAUCUGUGGCCCAGUCUGCAACCAUCACUACAAGUCCUUUACUAUCACAUCCUCGAGCACCUCGGAGACAAGCUCAUUAUCACCGAUACAAGUCUUCAGGCGGUGCUGAGACAGAAUCUUGAUACGGGUCAUAUGCCACAGAAGCUCAAGGUAAUCCUCCUGAAGCGUCACCUCUCCAAGACAGUCUCCGAUCUGGAGGAAUGGCAAAGGAAAUUCGAUCCUUCAUGGUAUCUCAUCACACGCCUUGCCAAUCCAGAGGUCGAUCGACAAUUAGAGCAUCGAUUACCUGCCGAGCCGCGCUCUGCUCCUGCAUCGCCAUCCACGCGACUGGCUCGCAUGCGGAACACAAUUCAACAAAUUGCCGCUCAAGAAGCCGAGCCAAGAGAAUCAAUGUUCAAAGAUCCGAGGCCCAUCAAGGAGAACAUGGUCCCGAUCGCCGGAACCGACGCCUAUAUGUCGACGGAUGGUGCUAAAAGGCUCCUUCUCGACUCAGCAAACCUGGCUGCAGCCCAGGUCUCCGCAACCCCCAACCUCCUCGCGAUUGCACGCCACCAAGUGCGCGACCUCGCGCGACUCCUGCUGCACAUUGACCCCGAGGCCUUCAACCUCCUGAAAUGCGAGGGCGUGAUCGAAUUAGCCGCCGGAACGGGCGCCCAAUUCUACCUUCUCUUCGAAAUCCCACCGGGCCUGUCAUCCCCUCGGACCCUACGAGACCACCUCCUUGCCCUUGCCCCAAACCCCUCCUUGACCCAGCGCGUCCAACUCGCAAAGCAGCUCGCCCGCUCGGUCAUGUUCGUUCAUGCCGCCGGCUUCGUGCACAAGAACAUCCGCCCGGAGACUGUUCUCAUCUUCGAAAACAAAGCGACGCCCUCACACCCAGAGCCGACCCUUCCUCCGCCCACCCCCGACCACCAUAACCCCAAUAUGAGAACUCAAUCAGAUAGACUAGGUCCCUCCUUCCUUAUCGGCUUCGAGCGCUUCCGCCGCGCAGAAGGCCACACUGACCGCUUCGGCGACCUCGCGUGGGAGAAGAACCUCUACCGACACCCGUCCCGCCAGGGCCUGCAACCCGAAGACAUCUUCGAGAUGCGCCACGAUAUCUACAGCCUGGGCGUGUGUCUAUUGGAGAUCGCGCUGUGGCGGUCUUUUGUCCGCCCUGACCCUAACACCACAGACAACGCUUGUUUCCUCCCGUCUGCGGAUCUAGAUAUCGGCGCAGAGCUGAAGAAUAAAGAUUCCCGUGCCGGCGCGUUUGAUAUCAAGGACAAACUGGUGGCGAUGUGCAAAGACGCCUUGCCGGCGGCGGUCGGGGAGCAGUACACCGGGGUCGUGCUGGCCUGUAUCUGCUGUAUGGAUCACAGUGAGGAUAAUCUGUUUCGGUAUGAGAACGGGAUGCAGGAUCGCGAUGGGAUCAUUGUGGGGGUGAGGUACAUUGAGAAUGUUCUUUUGAAAUUAGAAGAGUUGUUUUUAUAAGAUUGAUUGCUGGAAAGACGGGAGUUAUCGGUUUGGCAUGAACGGUCAAAGAAUUUCCAGGUCAAAGUCUUCCGGCCUGGCGCAAGUGAGAGCAUUUCCAGCAAUCGAGGUUUUUCUUGUGGCUCUUGAUAUUCUUAUUAUGCUAAAUAUAUCAGAAGCUGAGAUAUAUAGAUAGCAGAUGAACAUCAAUCUUGGAUAUCAAGGGUCUUCAUCACUUGUCAUCUUGAAGAGAAUAUUCAGUACAGCCUUCAGUUCAUAGCAACCACUCCGUGC